Molecule: messenger RNA, 2068 nt
Organism: Belonocnema kinseyi
Lineage: Eukaryota; Metazoa; Arthropoda; Insecta; Hymenoptera; Cynipidae
Gene: Oli
Product: class E basic helix-loop-helix protein 23
Exons: 5
Coding region: 409-1239 (276 amino acids)
Molecular function (GO): protein dimerization activity
Source: RefSeq, a predicted model, not a curated record
AUCACUGAUCGUGCCGACAAGUUCCCUAAAUCUUUCUAGAGGAAAAAUUGAAGUUCAAACCUUGGAAAGAGAGGAUCAUUUUAAUGGGAGAAAUGUGUGAAAUGCAUUAUGGGGGUGCGAAUAAAAUGGCCGUGGUACGUUAACCGAGCUUUAUCAAUUAUUCGCGAGUGUGUGCGCAUGCAUGUAUGUACACGUGUUUGGGUCUGUGUGGUGCACGGGGGACAAUUGAAGAGGUGCAGGCUUUCCAAUUAGUAUCUAAUCGGCUUAGACGAAUUGUGGUCGCAAAGUGCAAAGACAUGAGAUUGCCUUACGUUGCGCUGGUGCGCAAAAAAUUUUGCUGAUACUCGGAAGGAGAGGAAUUUUGUCGUAUAUUCGAUUUUGCCUGAAUAAUUAGGAAAAAUUGAUAACAUGAGGUCCUAUGAUGGUGAGAGCAGUUCUGGAGAGGAAGAUGAUAAACGAGAGGUUUUACCGGAAGUACAUUUACAACCAGGACCUUGGCAAAGAUCUCAUCCAACUUGGGCCUGGGAUCAUCGCAGCAGCCAUCAGUUACCGGCCCAUUCAGCCGCGUCUCUGGAGGCGAUGAAUUUUCCUGGACCAGGAAUGUCUCAUCCAGGAGUUUCUGGUCCUCCGGUCGGUUAUUCUUCUUCAGAGCAUCCUCAAAGUAACCCAGGAAGAAGAACUCCUCUAGGAGCUGUUGGUCUCGGAGGUUUCUACUUUCAACAGCAACCGCAACCACAAGCUUCCUCCAGUUCUCUCUCUGAUGAAAAUAAGCCAGAUCACGAAAGACCAGAAGGAUCACGACUGAAUUGCCCUCCAAAAUCAAAAACAUCUCGUCAAGGAAAGAGUGUUAGAUUGAAUAUAAAUGCUAGAGAACGUCGUAGAAUGCAUGAUUUAAAUGAUGCAUUGGAUGAAUUGCGAUCUGUUAUUCCUUAUGCUCAUAGUCCGUCCGUUAGAAAACUUUCAAAAAUAGCUACACUCCUCUUGGCCAAAAAUUACAUCCUCAUGCAAGGAAAUGCACUGGAAGAGCUAAGAAGAGUAAUAGCAGUGCUUCAAUCACCCCACGCACACACCACCGCAUUGCCACCCACACCCGUAUCAUAUGAUCUUCUUCAAGGAUUUCCCGGAAAACUAUUCCAAGGAGUACCAGAAAUGCAAGGGCUUUUUGCCGGAAAUCCUCAAGCAUCCGGAACUGGAAGUAAUCCAACUGAUGGAUCGAUCAAAAAUGGAGAAUCAACAUAAGCAAAAAAAGAAACAAAAAGAAAACGAAAAUCCCUAAUGAAAGAAGUCUCUAUCCAGAGAAAAUAUGAAAUGGCAUAGAAUUCUAUACAUUUAGAAAAAAUGCAAUCAUAAUCUAUCAAAAAGUGGAAUAUAAAAUUGUAUAUGCGCAUUUGAUAGAAAUCCCAUCAAAUUGAAUCGAACGAAUCUCACGAAUUAAAUACUAUCAGCAGAUUUGAUAAAAACACUAUCUAAUUAUAUCAAUUUAGCAAUGCUUUAAAUUUCUAUCAACAGUUUUUCAUUUAAACAAUCAACGAAUCUUAAUGGUGCCAAUCUAGUGUCGAGAAAUCAUACUUUCCUAUCAAAAUGUUCUCAUUGCAUCAGAUUUUAAAUAGCUUUAAAGAAAAUAUCUUGGUGGGAAAGUAUAAUAUUUUUCAAGAAGUAGAAUUCGAUAGAAAUUUCUCAGGUUCUGGAAAAUAGCAUUUGAUGCAAGUCUGCUUUCCAUGAUAAAAUUGUUGAUAGAAAAGGAUAUGACUUUACAACGGAUAGAAUUUGAUAUAAAUUUGAGAGAUUUAGAGACAUAGGAUUAGACACAACUCUGUCGAAGGAUAGGAUUUGAUAGAGUUUCAAUGGGGAAAUGUUGAUUUGUUACGGUUUGAUCAUUCAAAAUAAAAAGAUAAUGAAGAUAAUAAUAAAAUUAAAAGUUUUGAUGGCCACUGAUUUGAUUUUCAUAAAAAGCAACAUAUUAAAGUGGACCGAAAUGUGGAACAUCAUGUAUGAUUGGACUUCCAUAAAAAAAUCAUAUUGAAAUGAUUAGGAAUUUGAAACCCUUAAACGGCCAAAACGCCACUAC